AUGAAGGAGUUGUGUGGUGGUUUUGAUAAUGUCGGGGCGACCAAAUGUGACUUCAAAAAUUUCAAAAAAGAACUAAAUGUGUUUAUUGGUGAGUUUGAUGCCGAGAUGCUUGUCAGGCGUCUAACUAGGAAAAAAGAGUUUUUACCUAAUUUUACGUGUGAAUACCAAACUACUGAGGAAGGUGUUUUGAAGUGUCUGUUCUUGGCUGAUGAGAACAUGAAAAGAAAUUUUUAUAUGUUCGGUGAUGUUGUGUCCUUUGAUGCCACGUACAAGCGAAACAAGUAUAACAUGAUGUUCGUCCCUUUCACUGGGAUUGAUAAGCACAAUCGGAAUGUCACACUUGGUGCUUCUAUUAUUGGUUCCGAAACUGCUGAGACAUAUAGUUGGUUACUUAAUGUGUUUAAGGAUGCAUUUGGAUAUGCACCACGAGUAAUUGUUACUGACGAAGACCCUGCGAUGAAGAGGUCUAUUGAGGAUGUUUGGCCUGAUUCUAGGCAUCGGUUAUGCAUGUGGCACAUCAUGGAUAAACUUACCACAAAGGUUGGACCAACUAUAUGUGCAAACACCGAUUUCAGGAAAAGAUUGUCUGCAAUUGUCUGGACGGAUUCUUUAUUGCCUGAAGCGUUUGAGACCGAAUGGGUGGCUUGUGCUAGCGUCAGAUUAGAGCAUAUUGCUGAUUUUAUCAAGUUUUAUAUCAAGGAUCUAGAUCAGCCAACAACUGAAUUUUAUGAGGUUAUGAUACAUGAGGAGGACGUUACUGUUAAAUGCAGCUGCAACAGGGUUGUUGAUGUAAGGGAGUUUCCUAGACAAUAUAUUUUGAGGCGUUGGACUCGCGAAGCAGUUCCAAAUAGUUCACCCGGGUCCAUCCUUACUGAUGGGGGCGAUCCAGAUCGGAGCAUCGAGGUCAACGGUUGCAUUCGUGAGAUUAGUAAUGUAACCGAGUAUGUUAUAAAUAAGUUGGUUUCCAAGUUUGACGAGAUGUGUAAUUUUCGUGACCACAUCAAGCAGUUUAUGUCAGUUGCUGAUGACGCUCAGUUUGACGCCCCUCCCAAAACAAGACGUAAUAGGUUUGCUGAACUACUUGGUGUUGCUCCUACGAACACGGUGACUAUUCGUGUUCCUAUUCGUACUAGGUUUAAGGGGUGUGGAUCUCAUAAACGCAUGAAAUCGGAGCAAGCUAUAAGUCAAGCUGGGAAGAAACGUCGGCAAUGUUCAAAGUGUAAGAAAUUUGGUCACAAUAAUCGUACAUGCGGAAAAUACAAUGUGAAAGCGAAGGAUGCAAGCACUUCUAGGAAGGCCGAUGGUGGUGCUGAAGACGGAGAAGAUGCUGGUGGUGCGGAGGACGUAGAAGAUACUGAUGAAGAUGAUGGACCUAGCUCAGACGAUGGGGAUGAUGUGUUUUACACAUCCGAAACAGCUGAAGAUGCUGAUGACGAACAGAUGCUGGAGUAG
Messenger RNA from Helianthus annuus (common sunflower), 1452 nucleotides. RefSeq names its product protein FAR-RED IMPAIRED RESPONSE 1-like. Gene Ontology annotation, biological process: regulation of DNA-templated transcription. NCBI's taxonomy places the organism in Eukaryota, Viridiplantae, Streptophyta, Magnoliopsida, Asterales, Asteraceae. The transcript has 6 exons. Bases 1 to 1452 code for a protein of 483 amino acids. The record is from RefSeq and is a predicted model, not a curated record.